AGCAAGCACCAGCCGCACCGCCGCGGCGAGUACAAUGUCUACAGCACCUUCCAGAGCCACGAGCCCGAGUUCGAUUACCUGAAGAGCCUGGAGAUCGAGGAGAAGAUCAACAAGAUCCGAUGGCUGCCGCAGCAGAAUGCCGCCUACUUCCUGCUCUCCACCAACGAUAAGACGGUGAAGCUAUGGAAGGUCAGCGAGCGGGACAAGCGGCCGGAGGGAUACAACCUCAAGGAUGAGGACGGCCGCCUGCGGGACCCCUCCAUGAUCACCAUGCUGCGGGUCCCGGUGCUGCGGCCCAUGGACCUGAUGGUGGAGGCCACCCCGCGCAGGGUGUUCGCCAACGCCCACACCUACCACAUCAACUCCAUCUCCGUCAACAGCGACUACGAGACCUACAUGUCGGCGGACGACCUGAGGAUAAACCUCUGGAACUUCGAGAUCACGAAUCAAAGCUUCAACAUCGUGGACAUCAAACCGGCCAACAUGGAGGAGCUGACGGAGGUGAUCACGGCCGCCGAGUUCCACCCGCACCACUGCAACACCUUCGUCUACAGCAGCAGCAAAGGCACCAUCCGCCUGUGCGACAUGCGCACCGCCGCCCUCUGCGACCGCCACGCCAAGUUUUUCGAGGAGCCCGAAGACCCAAGCAACCGCUCGUUCUUUUCCGAGAUCAUCUCCUCCAUCUCCGACGUCAAGUUCAGCCACAGCGGGAGGUACAUCAUGACCCGGGACUACCUCACCGUCAAGGUGUGGGACCUGAACAUGGAGAACCGGCCCAUCGAGACCUACCAGGUUCACGACUACCUGCGGAGCAAGCUCUGCUCGCUCUACGAGAACGACUGCAUCUUCGACAAGUUCGAGUGCGUCUGGAGGGGUGGCUCACGGUGACCCCGUCCUCCCUCCCCUCGCAGCGUCAUCAUGACCGGCUCCUACAACAACUUCUUCCGCAUGUUUGACCGCAACACCAAGCGCGAUGUGACGCUGGAGGCCUCGCGGGAGAACAGCAAACCCCGCGCCAUCCUCAAGCCGCGCAAGGUCUGCGUGGGCGGCAAGCGGAGGAAAGACGAAAUUAGCGUGGACAGUCUGGACUUUAGCAAAAAGAUCCUGCAUACAGCUUGGCACCCCUCCGAGAACAUCAUCGCCGUGGCAGCCACCAACAACCUGUAUAUAUUCCAGGACAAGGUUAACUAG
This is a messenger RNA of Mesitornis unicolor (brown roatelo), 1191 nucleotides long. Its product is annotated as serine/threonine-protein phosphatase 2A 55 kDa regulatory subunit B beta isoform-like. Gene Ontology annotation, molecular function: protein binding; protein phosphatase regulator activity. The transcript has 7 exons. Gene Ontology annotation, cellular component: protein phosphatase type 2A complex; cytosol. Gene Ontology annotation, biological process: peptidyl-serine dephosphorylation. Lineage: Eukaryota; Metazoa; Chordata; Aves; Mesitornithiformes; Mesitornithidae. The record is from RefSeq and is a predicted model, not a curated record. The annotation marks the transcript as partial.